GCCCGGGGCAGGUCUCCUCCCCGGGCCCGGCCGCGCCCUGGGCCCACCUGCAGGCCCCGCGGCGGCCUCCGCUUGGCCGGGCUGCCGGGAGCGAGGGCGGGGCGGGAGGCCUGCGUUCCCCGGACGAGCCCCGUCCGUCCGCCGCCCGCCCGCGCGGGGAGGGUCGCGGCCGGGGUGCUGGAGGCCGCCGGGGGGACGCCGGGGGCCCGGGCCGGGAGAGCGCGGACGGAACCUGCUGUCAGGUAUUUACCUUCUGGUGGAGCCGACAUCUGCGCCCGGGAAAGGGAGGACGGAACGCGCCCGAGAGGAUCUGUUUGAGGAGAGGCUUUCCUGAGAGCCGCCUGGGCCCGGCCGUGGUAUUUAAGAGAUUAUGGCAUCUGAAACUCACAAUGCUAAAAAACGGAACUUUUGUAAUAAUAUUGAGGAUCAUUCCAUUGAUCUUCCUAGAAAGAGGAUCUCUAAUUUCACUAAUAAGAACAUGAAGGAGGUUAAGAAAUCUCCAAAACAGUUGGCUGCUGACGUAAAUAGAACAGUUGGACAAGCUGUGAAAAGCCCUAAUAAACUACUUAAGGUGAUCUAUCGCAGGAAGAAAGUUCAUCAUCCUUUUCCAAAUCCUUGUUACAGAAAAAAACAGUCCCCUAAAAGUGGGGGCUGUGACAUGGCAAAUAAAGAAAAUGAACUGGCUUGUGCAGGCCACUUGCCUGAAAAAUUACGCCAUGAUACUCGAACGUACUUGGGUAACUCCAGUGAUUCUGGUUCUUCACAGACAGAAAGCCCAUCAUCAAAAUAUAGUUGUGGUUUUUUUUCUGAGGUUUCUCAGGACCAUGAGACAAUGGCACAAGUUUUGUUCAGCAGGAAUUUGAGAUUGAAUGUAGCUUUAACUUUCUUGAGAAAAAGAAGCGUAAGUGAACUUGUAGCUUAUUUGGUGAGGAUAGAAGACCUUGGAGUUGUGGUGGAUUGCCUUCCUGUGCUCACCAAUAGUUUACAGGAAGAAAAACAAUACAUCUCACUUGGCUGCUGUGUAGACUUGUUGCCUCUAGUAAAGUCCCUACUUAAAAGCAAAUUUGAAGAAUACAUAAUAGUUGGUUUAAACUGGCUUCAAGCAGUCAUAAAAAGGUGGUGGUCAGAACUGUCAUCCAAAACAGAAAUUAUAAAUGAUGGAAAUAUUCAGAUUCUAAAACAACAAUUAAGCAGAUUGUGGGAACAGGAAAACCAUCUUACUUUGGUUCCAGGAUAUACUGGCAAUAUAGCUAAGGAUGUAGAUGCUUAUUUAUUGCAGUUGCAUUGAGAGACACUUCAUCUACUAACAUCCCUGGACUAUAUGAUUUUCCCUAAGUGUCUCACCUGAGAACUGUGAACUGUGGAAGAAAUCAAAAGCAUUUUUUUUCUUUUUUAAAAAGCCACAUAACUAAACCACUAAUGAAAUCCUGUAAUCUACUUCACAUUGAAGUGGAAAAAUAUCCAAAAGGAGCAGCUUCAACUUUAAAGAGGUGAAAGUGCACUAUGAAGAUUGUUCACCUUUGCUGCGCUUGGGGUUAUUUGGUAACAUCGUUUAAGAACUACUGGGUCUUAAUGCAAUCCUGUAUAAGAAUAUAAUUUAUAUUAUGUGAAAAAAAAGAAAGACAGGACUUAUUACUAGGAAUCACAAAGACCAAUCAUCAUUACUUUAAGAUUGUGUUUUAUAUAUAAGAAAACACUUAAAUGUACGCAGCUAUUUUCUUAUGUUGAAAAGAUUUUGAAAGUUUAAAACAUAAUAGCAAAUAAUCUAUACCAAAAGUUUUUUGUCUGCACUGAGAUAUUGUGUAUACAAAAUGCCAUAAUUAUAAGCCAAUAUGUAUGAUAUCAAUACCUGUUUUAAAAAAUUUUAAACCAGCCAUGCUUCUGGCAUGAUAAAAUCAUGGAAUUAAAUCAGGGGUUUCCAUUCAUGUAGAAUGUUGUUAAAACUUAUUCCACAGCAUUUUUAAAACGAGACUAUUUUUAGUACCUCCGAUUUUUUUCCCCAGACUCAUCAUGUCAUGUAUGUAUAUGUUAUUCCUAUAUAAAAGAAAAAGGUGAACAUGUAUUUGUAUGAAUGCUUAACUGGAAAUGUCCAUGGAGUUGGCUAAUUUAUAUUCACUUUUUAUUGUAUGUAGAUUUCUAAUACUUUCAGUUCUGUAUCAUUUACACUUCUUUCAUUUGAGUAAAUUCACUAAAUAUUUCUAGUUAUUGCUUUUUUUAAUUCUGACUUUAUAUGAAUUCUAAUUCUUUUUUACUACAUAUGUUUUAAAGAAUUAUAUACCAUGCUUUCUAAAUGUUUACAAUUAGUACUGACUUUGUAUUUUAAAUUCCAACACUUUAUAUUACUACCUCCUCUAAUUGGUAUGAAUGCCAGCAGACUGUAUGAGGUCUUUUUUUUUUUUUUAUUCAUUUUUGGUGUCAGUGAACCCACUUCUGGAAUGUGUUAAUAGCUGUGUAUAUCUUACCUUGAAAGUGAUUAGGGUUUAAAUAUCACUGUUGGUGGUUUUAUACAUCGUCCCAUCUUUAAUAAUUGUGAGAGGUAUCUGAGCAAAGAUUUUUAGUAAUUGAAUUACUCUGCAAUAAUCUUCAAGUACAUGAAUGUAAAUCUUUAGCAUUUAUCUAUUUAGCCACUCGCUACUGAUAUGAAUCCCAAAUGAACAUCUUUCUUGUUUUAAAAAUGUUAUCUUUCACUGAGUUCUAUUUUUAUGUAGCAAUAUUUCAUAUAGCUAUGUAUUCCUCAGAGUGAGCAUCAACUGUAGUGAUUUUUAUUUUCUUAAAUCUUUAAACUACAAUAACUUCAGAUUACUGCACUUCUGUGAUAUGAGUUAUUUAAGAAGUUGUUUUUCAGGAGGAGGGAAUUUGAAUCAUAAGCCUGCAUCAUCUCUGAAACAUUAUGAUGAUGAAAUAGGACAUUUCUUUGUUCCUAUUCCUUGAAUUAUCACUGUCUUAUCUAAUAGUUUGAACUAGUUAGCUCAGUUGGAGCAUGGUGCUAAUGAGGCUAAGGACAGUUCAGUCAUUUUAUAGAUUGGUUAACUUAACACACACACACACAGAACUAUUCAUGGCUACAUAUUUUAUCUUCUCUUAAGAAAUUCAACUCUUGGUGUGUAAACCAUCUCAGCAUAAACCCUUCACCUCAAAUGGGAAGAUAACUCAGAUACUUGGUGUAUGUCAUAGGGCAGACUUGUAAUCUAGUAUUUAAGAUAUACCUAAAAUACUAUGGCACUGUAAUUUUCUCUGGGUAAGAUCAUUGAUUAAACAGUAUCUUUCAAAAAUCAAGUUUCAAUAACUCAAACUUAAGUACAAAUAUAAAUGAUACAUAGUAAGGAAUGGUAUUAUCCUGUUAAUAAAGAGUUCCUGUGCCUAAGUUUGGGUUUGUUGAAGGAAAGUAAUAAAACUUUGUUUUAUUUACUAGGAACUAUAUAAGGCAGCAUUGUCUUUAGCUUACAAAUAUUCACACACUCCUCAUUUCUGUUCUUGGCCUUCACAGUUUACUUUAAUAUCUACCUCAGUUACUGAGUUAUGAUUAGUAUGCGGUGAUUUUUAGAUUCCUGCAUAAAUAUCAUUGAACACUUCAGUUGCUAUUAAGCUCUUCUCAUGCUGUUUAAUCAGGACAGUGUUAAUCUCCAGAAAGAGCCAAAGAAAGUGUCUACAAAGUAUUUUGGCUGUUGUAUUGGCCUAAUUAGGACAAUUACUAUCUGUCAUUGCUCAUUUUUGCUGUGCUAUUAAACAGUAUACAGAGCUGAGGGACUACCCAAGGUCUCUAUGCCUUUUUACCUCUUCUACUUCAGGUUUUCUCUACUUCACAAGCCUAGGGACAGGUUGUUUAUUGGGGUGAUAGAUGGUUAUAAUCAAGUAAUUCUAGGUAGAAAGUGAGUGGAUUUUGUAAUGAGUGAUCAUGAUUAGAAUAAGGGUUAAAAGUUAGGAAGCAAGAAUUAUCCAGAUGGUUUUUAAAGUUAAUUUUUUGGCAGUAAUUUCAAAGGUAAUUGACACAGAUUAUUUACAUGAAUCUUGAGAUAUGAAAAUUGGCUAUAAAUAUCCACUUGGGGGAAUCAUUAAUAUUAGUACUGAACUUUAAUGGCUGCUAAGGAGUUAAAUCCUAAUGCCUCUAAACAUACUUGGUACCUGUCAAGUCCUAACCUUAAAAAUGUUUGUAUGGGUUCAAAGCUGGAUUUCUGGCCUUUGAGGUAGUAAUUUUCUUAAACUUAGAACAUUUCUAUAUUUGGCAAGUUGUUGAUGUAAUUAACAUUUAUGGAUAACUGAGUAAUAACUAUUAGCUAUUAAAUGCUGGUAAUAGAAAUCACUUAAAUGUUUACUUAAGUUUAAUUAAGGGGUUUGAAACAUCAGAAUUUUAGUUAAUAUUAUGGUAGUCAUUCCAGUUAUCUUUAUUCCUAUUUAAGAACAAAAUAGAAGCUUCAGGUUGCCUUUGUUGAGAUAAGACAAAAUAUUAAAGCAGCUGACUAAACUGGAGUGAUCCAUUUGGAUGCACUACUUAACUUUAAAUACAGGCAUUAUGUUCUAGACUACUUCAGAUGGAAAUAGUAUUGCUGAACAUUUGUUGGCAGGUAUUUACUCCUAUGUUAUUACUGUUUCUCCCUUAAUUUCUAAUUCUUCUAACUAUGAAAAUGGUCAUAAAGCUUUGUGACACAUUAUUCCCUCUCCUUUUUUAUUCUGUAACAGGAAUAUAGAAUAAAAAGUUCACACCCA
Manis javanica (Malayan pangolin) is the source of this 4704-nucleotide messenger RNA. Lineage: Eukaryota; Metazoa; Chordata; Mammalia; Pholidota; Manidae. The record is from RefSeq and is a predicted model, not a curated record.